Messenger RNA from Mya arenaria, 756 nucleotides. RefSeq lists its product as uncharacterized. The record is from RefSeq and is a predicted model, not a curated record. NCBI's taxonomy places the organism in Eukaryota, Metazoa, Mollusca, Bivalvia, Myida, Myidae. Gene Ontology annotation, molecular function: hydrolase activity. The transcript has 3 exons. Bases 61 to 588 code for a protein of 175 amino acids.
CAGCUGUACGCUAAUAUAUACAACUCAGCUUAUAUAAACAGAUAGAAAUAACAUUGAGGAAUGAUGGUGAAACAGUUUACAAUUUGGCUUUCGGCGCUAAUUCUUGGGAUUAACAAUUCUUAUGGAAGAAGAUUUGAUUUGAAGUGUGUGACCUCGUGCACCAGCAGUGACGUAGACUCUGUAGCACGUGUUGUGUUUGGCGAGUCCCGGGGGGAGGCGUACAGGGGACAACUAGCGGUCGCUUACAGUGUGGUCAACAGAGUCAAACAUCAGGCAUAUCCUAACACAAUCCAAGAUGUUCUAUCAGCAACCUGGGGCAAUGGAAAACAUCACGAAUACGAAACAUUAGAUCUACCAGGACACGAUAUGGCCUGGGUCAAGGCAAAACGCGAAAAUAACGAUGAAUAUCUGUACGCAUUAAUUGCGGCCAAGGAGGCGAUCUGCGCAUGCGCGGCUGAUCCUACGAGGUGCGCAGUGAGCUUCUGCGCAGGAAACGGAUGUAUUAAAGACAAUCAGUGGUAUAUUGCCACCAACAGAAUGACAAUCGGCAAUCACCAUUUUGCAUGUAGAGUACCUGCCAAUGGUUAGUUGACAGACAACCGAAAAUUAGGUUAUACUUAAAUUCCUGCUUUUUUUUAACAAUUUAUACUAUGCUGAAAAAAAACACUAUAUAAAUGUAAACAGCAUACGAACAUCAACGGGCCACAUUUUGUACGUAAUUGUUUGUGUGUGUAAAUAUGAAAGUAUAUCGUACUG